GGGAGGGGGCUCCAUCCAAAGCCCGUUUUCUCCCCGCAGCCGCCUCGGUAGAGAGGGGGGGGCGGCCCCCGCUACACCCCAGCGCUGGAUGCGGCGGGACCCCCUUGGGGGGCUUUGGGGGAACCCCCCAAAAUAGCUGGGGGGGUCCCGGGGGUCCCGAUGGAGGUGGGGGGGGGCCGCCGGCUGCGGAUCCUGGAGGAUCUCAACAUGCUCUACAUCCGCCAGAUCGCCGCCAGCAUCCAGGAGCCGGAGCUGCAGCGGGCGCUGGAGCGGGCGCUGCGGGUGCGGGAGGGCGCCCGGCGGCUGCUCCCCGCCUGCAGCCGGCCCGAGCAGGCGCUGGAGACCACCAAGACCCUGGUGCUGUGCGAUGCCAGGGUGGUCGCGGCCGGGGGCGAGCUGCAGCGGCGCCAGGAGGCCCGGCUGAGGGGAGCCCGGCGCCCCUCGGAGGGCGGGCCCGGGGCUGAGCGGGUGCCGUGCCGGGGCACCGUCUGCAUCUCAGAUCUGCGCAUCCCGCUGAUGUGGAAGGACACGGAGUACUUCAGGAACAAGGGGGAGCUGCACCGCUGUGCCGUGUUCCUGCUGCUGCAGGUGGGGGCCGAGAUCCACGACACCCCCACGGUGCUGGUGGACAGGACCCUCACCGACAUCUGCUUCGAGGGAGCCGUGCUCUUCUCGGAGGCGGGCCCCGAUUUCGAGCUGCGGCUGGAGCUGUACAGCGCGGGGCUGCCCGGGGGGGCGCAGGGCAGCACCCCCAAAAGGCUGGCCACGCGCCUCGGCAGCUCCCUGGGCCGCGCCUCGGGCCGCCGGGCACGGGCAGCCACCGAGGGGACACCGGGCAGCCCCCCGGGCACCGGCGGCACCGGCACGCUGCUACCGCCGCCCGGCGUGCCGUGUCCCCGGUUCCAGCUGCUGGCGCACGCCGCGCUCUCCCUGGCCCAGGUGCACGACGGGUUCCGCACCCACGACCUCGUCAUCGCCGCCGACGAGCAGAGCCCCUGCUGGGUGCCCCUCUAUGGCCGCAUGUGUUGCCGCUUGGCGGCCCGGCCCCGCUGCAUGGACACCCCCGCAGCGACAGGGACACUGCGGCUGCAGGUGAGGGACACCGGGGGACACCGGGAGGGGCACCGGGAGUGGCACCGGGAGUGGGAGAGGGGGGUCUCUGGGGUUCUCUGGGCUCUCUGGGGGUCCCUGGGCUCUCUGGGGGUCCCUGGGGGUCUCGGGGGUCUCUGGGCCCCCUGUGGCCCGCCCCCAGCCCUGCCGGUGCCGCAGGACACGCGGGUGCGGGCGCUGGAGGGGGGGGCCCGCGGGCAGCCCCCCGGGGUGGCUGUCACCAACCGGCUGGGCGGGGAGGAGGUGACACACGCGCUGCUGGCCGAGAGCCCCGGCGAGGCACAGCGCUGGCUGCAGGCCUUCGGGCAGCACCUCUGCGACCUGGGUGAGCCGGGACCCCCGGGACCCCCCCCCCGACCUGCGGGAGCCCCCACCACCCCUGAGAGACCCUGCCCUGUGGGACCCUCCCGGCCCUGUGGGACCCUCCGUGCUGCCCCCUCCGCGCGGCACGGGGGGGCUCCCCGCGCCCCCGGCCCCCCCCCGUGGCUCUCGCUCUUCGAGGGGCCCCCCCUGCGCAGCCCCAGCCCCCCCCGCCGCCGAACCCUGUCCCUGGACGCCCGGCUCAGCACCCUGAAAGGGUGGGUGCUCAGGGUCUAA
Molecule: messenger RNA, 1707 nt
Organism: Pyrgilauda ruficollis (rufous-necked snowfinch)
Lineage: Eukaryota; Metazoa; Chordata; Aves; Passeriformes; Passeridae
Gene: RTKN
Product: rhotekin
Exons: 11
Coding region: 160-1707 (515 amino acids)
Biological process (GO): actomyosin contractile ring assembly; mitotic cytokinesis; septin ring organization
Cellular component (GO): actomyosin contractile ring
Source: RefSeq, a predicted model, not a curated record